CAAAUAAUGAUAACUGAACGAAGAAAAAGAUAAAAAUUCAAUAAAAAUAUCGGCAGAAUUUGGAAGACUGACACCUCUUCUACAGUCUCCUCCCCCGCGAUGCGUCAUCUUCUUCCUUUCGUUUUAGAUUUCUUUUCCCGAGAUUUUUAAUCUCUUAAAGCCUUGCGUUUGACCCAAAUUCUGUAAUUGAUUCAGCUUGAUUUUCAAGAUAGGACUUUAAUGGCAGCAGCAGAAGCAAGGGCUGCUUUUCAGAGGACAGUAAAUCGUUGCUUUGUUCAAGAAGAUGCCAAAAGGGCUCCCAGAUUAGCUUGCUGUCAAUCAUCGUCUUCAACGACCAAACCGGUUGAUUCUGGACCUGCCAAUGCAGCAGCAGAUGAACCAGAUCAACCUUCCAUAGGUUUUAUGCCUUUUAGCAGAGCUUCUUCAUAUUCUAGUUUAUUUCCCGAGUCGAAAUGGUGGCUUCAGCCACAAUCUAGCUAUGGAUACCAAAAGAUUUUCACCCCAGAGGCUGGCAAUGAAACUUCAAAAUCUGGUACUGAAAAAUCUUGUUCUUCAAUUGAUCUUCACCCUACUGAAGGUAGCAAUGAUGACUACAGCAGGUAUUCUCUAGACACUGAUCAUGGUGUCUCUGAUAUCUGCUCAAAGAGGGUGAAUACCAUUAUGAAUGAAGACAUAAAAACCUUGGAUGGUACAGACUCUCAAGAAUGUCUUGGUAGUAUAGAUAUGAAAUCAAACUUUGAAUGUUUAGAUAAGGAUUCUUUCAACAGCAAAACAGUUUCCAAAACACAAGAUGAGUUUUACUUAGAUCCAGAUUCUCCUUGGAUUCAAGAGGACAAGGCUGAGCCAUGGUGGUGGAUAACAGAUAAAGAUGAAUUAGCCUAUUGGGUUGCACAGAAAUCUCUUGAUCAUAUAGAAAAUUGUGAUCUUCCGCCACCUAAAAAAACAUGUUUGAACCUUACGAGACUCCCUUAUGCCCAAAAGCAAUCCUAUGAACAUGAUAUGAAUUGGGGUUCUACGNAGAGACUCCCUUAUGGCCAAAAGCAAUCCUAUGAACAUGAUAUGAAUUGGGGUUCUACGUUCGAGUCAAACCACAGAAAUUGCGGGCUCGAUUUUUGUCGUUUUGGCAAAACACAGAGAGAACCGGGUGAAUCAACUGAGCAAGGGAACUUGCUGCGUGGAGCUCAUAAAUCUUUGAGUUGUACAAUUCCCAACAAUUUGACAAAAACAACACAAACUUCUGAAGACAAUGCUAGCAAAGCUGAGCUAAUGGAUGCACUGCUUCAUUCUCAAACCCGUGCAAGGGAAGCUGAGCUUGCAGCAAAGCGAGCCCAUGCCGAAAAGGAGCACAUAGUUGAGCUGUUCUUCAGACAAGCAUCCCAACUCUUUGCAUAUAAGCAAUGGUUUCAACUGCUGCAACUAGAAAGCCUGCAGAAUAAGAACAAUGAUCACCCAAUGUCCACUCUUUUUCCAAUGGGUCUUCCAUGGAUGCCUUACAAGAAUAGGCAGAAAUUCACAAGGCAGAAAAGAAUCAAGCGGGAUCGGCAUGGGAGUGAUAUUUCGACUUAUGCGGUUGCCAUAGCUGUAGGAUUGAGCCUGGUGAGUGCAGGAUUGCUUCUGGGGUGGACUGUAGGGUGGAUGCUUCCUUCUUUGUAGGCCUAGAUUUUAGAAUGAAGGAUGAAUUGAGAAGGGUACGUACUCUGAAUGAAGUAUAAGCUCUGUUUGUGUAUCUGUGUAGCAUAGAUUUACAAUAUGUAGAAUGUUGUUUGUAUAUAUGAGGAUCAUAUUUGAGCUAACAGAUCCAAGUAAUAUAUCUCUGUUUCGAUUCUUUA
Messenger RNA from Cucurbita pepo subsp. pepo (vegetable marrow), 1829 nucleotides. RefSeq lists its product as uncharacterized. The record is from RefSeq and is a predicted model, not a curated record. NCBI's taxonomy places the organism in Eukaryota, Viridiplantae, Streptophyta, Magnoliopsida, Cucurbitales, Cucurbitaceae.